Molecule: messenger RNA, 6998 nt
Organism: Scomber scombrus (Atlantic mackerel)
Lineage: Eukaryota; Metazoa; Chordata; Actinopteri; Scombriformes; Scombridae
Product: retinal-specific phospholipid-transporting ATPase ABCA4-like
Exons: 49
Coding region: 1-6978 (2325 amino acids)
Biological process (GO): lipid transport; transmembrane transport
Cellular component (GO): membrane; intracellular membrane-bounded organelle
Molecular function (GO): ATP hydrolysis activity; ABC-type transporter activity; lipid carrier activity
Source: RefSeq, a predicted model, not a curated record
AUGAAGACAAGCUCCCAAAUCCGCCUUUUACUGUGGAAAAACUGGACUCUCCGCAAGAGGCAGAAGAUUCGCUUCCUGAUUGAGAUCUUCUGGCCAGUCUUGUUAUUCAUUGGUCUGGUGUGGCUAAGGAAGGCCAAUCCACUGUACCAACAACAUGAGUGUCAUUUCCCAAACAAGGCGAUGCCCUCCACGGGGAUCUUACCCUGGAUCCAGGGCAUCUUCUGCAAUGCCAACAACCCCUGCUUCAGAUAUCCAACCAGAGGAGAGUCUCCAGGAGUCGUCUCCAACUAUAAUAAUUCUGUAUUGGCAAAGUUUUACGCCGAUGCCCAGGAGCUCCUGCUCAACGACCAGGAGGUCCAGCAGUUCGGCCGUCUCUGGAAUCAAAUGUCGUCCUUCUCAAACUUCAUGGAAACAUUGCGCAACAGGCCGUCUUCAGUGUUAGGUCGUGGGCUGAAGAUAAAUGACAUUUUGAAGGAUGAUGAAGUUCUCACAGCUUUCCUGUUGCGAGACGCCGGCCUGUCUAACUCUAUAGUUUACGAGCUCGUCAACGCAGAGAUACGACUAGAACAGUUUGCCUUCGGCAUCCCAGACCUGCAGUUGAAAGACAUAGCCUGCAGCCAGGCCCUGCUGGAGCGCUUCAUCAUCUUCCCCACUCGCAUGGGCCUCCAUGGGGUGCGCAACGCCAUGUGUGCCCUCAGUCAACAAAGGCUGCAGAAGAUAGAGGAUAUCCUGUAUGCUAAUCUGGACUUCUUCAAAAUCUUCAAACUGAUGCCUCAGGUCUUGGACAGGAGCUCCGAAGGGAUUGACCUACACUUCUGGGGUCAGGUUCUUAAAGCGACGUCGGAGAAGAUCCAAGUUCUGAUGGAGCGGGAGGGCUCUCGGGAGCUCCUGAAGGCUGUCACCUCUCUGUUCAGUGCUGAAGGUCCGUCCUCCUUCACCAAGCUGAUGUCCAGCGUGUCCAGCCUCUUCUGUGGAUACCCAGAGGGAGGCGGCUCCAGGGUGCUGUCCUUCAACUGGUAUGAGGACAACAACUACAAGGUGUUUCUAGGGGUGAAUGGCACCAAGAGCUACAACUAUGUCUAUGAUGACACCACCACUCCUUUCUGCAACUCCCUGAUGCAGACCCUGGAGUCCAACCCCGUCACAAAAAUCGUGUGGAAUUCAGUCAAACCCCUGCUGAUGGGAAAGAUCUUGUACACCCCCGACUCCCCCGCCGUCCGCAAGAUAUUAAAGAGUGCCAACACAACAUUUGAGGAGUUAGAGAGGCUGAGGAACAUGGCCAAGGCGUGGGAGGAGAUGGGACCUCAGCUCUGGGCUUUCUUCCAUAACAGUGUCCAGAUGAACAUGAUCAGGGACACCUUAAGAAACCCGACAGUGACGCACUUCAUGGACGAAACUCUGGAGGACACAAAUUUUACCACCAAAGACAUUAUUAACUUCUUGCACAAUGGUCAAGACGAAGAGAGGGAGGUGGGCAUGGCCAACUUUGACUGGAGGAACAUUUUUAACAUCACUGACGAUCUCAUACGCAUGUUCAACCAGUAUGGAGAGUGCAUCAGCCUGGAUAAGUUUAUGGCCUUCAGUGAUGAAUCCCAGAUGAUCCACCAGGCCUUGCAUCUACUAGAGGAGAACAAGUUUUGGGCUGGCGUGGUCUUCAUGGACAUGUAUCCCUGGACCACAAGUGUCCCACCACAUGUCAAGUAUAAGAUCCGCAUGGACAUUGACGCGGUGGAGCGCACCAACAAGAUCAAAGACAGGUACUGGGACCCCGGCCCCAGAGCAGACCCCAUGGAGGAUCAGAGGUACAUCUGGGGAGGUUUUGCCUACCUGCAGGACAUGAUUGAACAUGGCAUCAUCAAGCUUCACACAGGCAACGACUGGCCACUUGGGGUCUACGUUCAGCAGAUGCCCUAUCCAUGCUAUGUGGAUGACCUCUUCAUGAUCACACUGAACCGCUGCUUCCCGAUAUUCAUGGUGUUGGCUUGGAUCUACUCUGUGUCCAUGACUGUGAAAAGCAUCGUGCUGGAGAAAGAGCUGCGUCUCAAGGAGACUCUCAAAGCAAUGGGGGUUGACAACGGAGUCAUUUGGUACACCUGGUUCAUUGACAGUUUCAUCAUCAUGACUGUAAGCACGGCGCUGCUCACCUCCAUCGUCAUGGGUGGAAAAGUGCUGAAUUACAGCAACCCCCUCCUUGUCUUCUUCUUCCUGCUGACCUUCACUAUUACCACCAUCAUGCAGUGUUUCCUUAUGAGUGUGUUCUUCAACAAAGCCAACCUGGCAGCUGCCUGCAGCGGCAUCAUCUACUUCACCCUCUACCUGCCUCACAUCCUCUGCUUCGCCUGGCAGGACCGCAUCACCAACAACAUGAAGUUGGCUGCUAGCUUUUUGUCUCCAGUGGCCUUUGGAUUUGGCACAGAGUACCUGUCACGGUACGAGGAGCAAGGUUUGGGUCUGCAGUGGGAUAACAUCCGGACUAGCCCACUAGAGAAAGAUUCCUACUCUUUCCUCACCUCCGUCCUCAUGAUGGUGAUUGAUGCUGUCCUCUACGGCAUCCUGGCCUGGUAUCUGGAUAAUGUCUUCCCAGGACAGUAUGGCGUUGGUCGGCCAUUCUACUUCCCUUUCCAGUCAUCGUACUGGCAAAGCGCUGCACCUCCACACACAGAAAUGGCUGAUCAAGAUCCUGAGAAUCCUGAACCAGACAACAUGGAGAAGGACAUUGACAGCAGGGGCACACCAGAAACAUAUACCUGUAACGGCACAGGGGACAGGAAAGUCUGUAAGCACCAAAGUAAAAGAGAUCGAAUAGAGAGAGAGAAGGAGCUGCUGAGAAGACAAGAGGAAACUCCAAACCAGGAGGAGGAGGAGGGUCAGGACUCAGGGAAGGAAGGCCAGCUGUUCUUUGAGUCUGACCCCGUAGGCCUGGUGUUGGGGGUACAGAUCGAGGACCUGGUGAAGGUGUUUGAUGGAUGUUCUCGUCCUGCUGUCAACUGUCUCAACAUCAAUUUCUACGAGGGCCAGAUCACCUCCUUCCUAGGGCACAACGGUGCUGGAAAAACCACCACCAUGUCCAUCCUGACUGGCCUAUACCCUCCGACAUCUGGCACAGCGUACAUUAAUGGAAGAGACAUUAGGACCGACAUAGAUAUCAUCCGUACCUCUAUGGGGAUGUGUCCUCAGUACAACAUCCUCUUCAAUCAUCUCACAGUGGAGGAGCACAUCCUAUUCUAUUCACUGCUGAAGGGUCGGAGUCAGGCGGAGGCGGAGAGGGAGGUCGAGGACAUGCUGGUAGACCUGGGACUGCCUCACAAGAGAGACGACGAGGCUCAAAAUCUCUCAGGUGGUAUGCAGAGGAAACUGUCAGUUGCCAUGGCGUUUGUUGGAGGGUCAAAGGUUGUCAUCCUGGAUGAGCCAACUUCAGGAGUGGAUCCCUAUUCCAGGAGAUCCAUUUGGGACCUUCUUCUGAAAUACCGAGCUGGCCGUACAGUUAUUCUGUCCACUCACCACAUGGACGAGGCCGACCUGCUGAGCGACCGCAUCGCCAUCAUCUCCAAAGGACAACUCCACUGUUGCGGUUCUCCCCUCUUUCUAAAAAACUGUUUCGGAGUGGGUUUCUAUCUGACUCUUGUACGCCGUAUGAAGGAUCAUAAAAAGAGAGAGAACGACUGUGACUGUGCCUCAGACUGCUCCUGUGCUUGCUCCAUAUGUACCGGAUACAAAGAUCAGUCUCAGAACCAGUCCCAGCAUCUCGACAGAGUCCUGGAUGGGGAUAUAGACAGCAUCACCACCCUCAUCCACCACCACGUCCCCGAAGCCAAGCUGAUCGAGAUGAUCGGCCAGGAGUUGACCUAUCUGCUCCCCAAUAAGGGCUUCAAGCAUCGGGCGUAUGCCAGCCUGUUUAGGGAACUGGAGGAGACUCUUGCUGACAUGGGCCUCAGCAGCUUCGGCAUCUCAGAUACAUCACUAGAGGAGAUAUUCAUAAAGGUCACUGCAGAUGGAGAAGCAGCGAAUAAUGCCACCACUCCUGAGCAGUGGAUGUUACUGCAGAGAAACAACGGCACCAACAUUGGUGCAGAUGGAAAAGAAGAAUAUAACGGCAUGGCGCAAAGUAACGGCAUGACCCAUGGUGCAUCAGACAGCAGUGCAGGGAGGGGCUCCCAGCAGGUGAAAGGAACAACACUGACCCUGAAGCAGUUUCAUGCUCUGCUAAUGAAGAGGUUCCACCACGCCACACGAAGCCAGAAAGAUUUCUUGGCACAGAUCGUCCUGCCUGCCAGUUUUGUCCUGAUUGCGCUCAUCUUCACAAUGGUCGUCCCUCCAUUCGGGGAGUAUCCCAGUCUGACUCUGAGCCCCUGGAUGUACGGGCCACAGUUCACCUUCUUCAGUAACGAGCAACCGUUUGACCCCACAAUGAAACGCUUCACAGAACGCGUGUUAAACCCACCGGGCCUGGGGACCCGCUGUAUGGAGGGAGAACCACUGGGAAUGUCCUGCAGAAACUAUACAUCAGAAUGGGAGCUUCCUGACGUCUCCCCUCUGGUCAGCAACAUCUUACAGAGUCCCGCGUGGAACCAGAGAAACCCCUCACCUUCCUGCCAGUGCAGCACCACAAAGAAGCUGACCAUGAUGCCCAUCUGUCCGAUCGGAGCAGGAGGCCUACCCCCUCGGCAACGGACCGAAGCAACGGGAGACACGAUGAUGGAUCUGACGGAGAGAAAUAUCUCUGACUACCUGGUCAAAACCUAUCCUACUCUCAUCAGAGCAGGUUUGAAGAGCAAAUACUGGGUGAAUGAACAAAGAUAUGGCGGUUUGUCGGUAGGGGGUCAGCUUCCUAUUCUUGACGUCAGCCCAAAAGACAUUCAGGAUGUUUUCCAUCAACUUGGGCGAAUGCUCAACAUCACGGCGGGUUACUAUUCUCGACUUGCACUCCAGGAGAUCGGUCCUUUCUUACGAUACAUGGAAAGUGAAUUCAACAUAAAGGUAUGGUACAAUAACAAAGGCUGGCAUGCCAUGGUGGCCUUCAUGAAUGUGGCCAAUAACGCCAUUCUACGGGCCUUCCUACCCCCAACUGCCAAACCUGUCGAGUUUGGCAUCACCGCCAUCAACCACCCGCUCAACCUCACCAAAGAGCAGCUUUCUGAAGUCACUGUGUUGACCACUUCAGUAGAUGCCGUGGUGGCGAUCUGUGUGAUUUUCGCCAUGUCCUUCAUCCCUGCCAGCUUUGUCCUCUACCUCAUUCAGGAGCGUGUGACCAAAGCCAAACACCUGCAGUUUGUCAGCGGGGUCAGCCCUUUAGUUUACUGGGUGGCCAACUUCUUCUGGGACAUGAUGAACUACUCCAUCAGCACUGCAAUGGUGGUUGGCAUUUUCAUGGCUUUUGACAAAAAGUGUUACACAUCACCGUCCAACUUGCCAGCUCUAAUAGCACUGCUUCUAUUGUAUGGGUGGGCAGUGACUCCCAUGAUGUAUCCGAUGUCCUACAUAUUCAGCAUCCCAAGUACAGCUUACGUCUCUCUGUCCUGCAUCAACCUGUUCAUCGGCAUCAACAGCAGCGCCAUCACCUUCAUCCUGGAGCUUUUUGAAAACAAUAGAUCUUUGCUGACGUUCAAUGAGUGGCUGAAGAAAGGCCUGCUGAUAUUUCCUCACUUCUGCCUGGGGCGAGGUCUUAUAGACAUGGCCAUGAACCAGGCUGUUACUGAUGUUUAUGCCAGAUUUGGUGAGGAGUACACAGCAGACCCUUUCCGGUGGGACUUUUUGGGGAAAAAUAUUGCUUUCAUGGCAGUGGAAGGCUUCGUCUACUUUCUUCUCAAUCUUCUGAUUCAGUAUCGUUUCUUCUUGGACCACUGGUUAUCAGACAGCAAGAAGACUCGAGUUAAAGAUGAAGAUGACGACGUGGCAGCAGAGAGGCAGAGAAUUUACGAAGGAGGGAGCAAAUCAGACAUCCUGAUGAUCAGAGACCUCUCUAAGAUGUACGGAGGCAGGAAGAGGGCAGCUGUGGACCGGAUUUGUGUGGGCGUCCCUGCAGGAGAGUGCUUUGGUCUCUUGGGAGUUAAUGGAGCUGGAAAAACUACAACCUUCAAAAUGCUGACUGGUGACACUGAUGUCAGCUCUGGGGAAGCAACUGUGGCUGGUUACAGCAUCCUGUCAGAGAUUCUGGAUGUGCACCAGAACAUGGGCUACUGCCCUCAGUUUGAUGCCAUCGAUGAGCUCUUAACCGGCAGAGAGCAUCUCUAUCUCUACGCUCGUCUCAGAGGAGUGCCUGAGUCAGAGAUCCCCAGGGUGGCAGAGUGGGGCAUCCAGAAACUGGGUCUGACAGAGUAUGCGGACCGAUGUGCAGGGACUUACAGUGGAGGCAACAAGCGCAAACUGUCCACAGCUAUUGCAAUGAUUGGCUGCCCCGCUGUGGUGCUGCUGGAUGAGCCCACGACAGGGAUGGACCCCCACUCUCGACGCUUCCUGUGGAAUGCCAUCAUGAGUGUCAUUCAGGAUGGCAGGGCCGUGGUGCUAACAUCACACAGUAUGGAGGAGUGUGAGGCGCUCUGCACUCGAUUGGCCAUCAUGGUCAAUGGGACCUUCAAGUGUCUGGGCACCAUCCAGCAUCUCAAGUACAAAUUUGGUGACGGCUAUGUAGUGACCAUGAAAAUCAAGGCAGAUAAACCCGGCUUGUCCCCCGAGCUGGAGCCUGUCGAGAGCUUCAUGGAGAGCUGCUUCCCGGGCUGCGUUCAGAGGGAGAAGCACUACAACACGCUGCAGUACGAGAUCACCACCUCCUCCUCUCUUGCCAGGAUCUUUCAGCUCGUGGUGGCCAAUAAAGAGAGGCUCAGCAUCGAAGACUAUUCUGUUUCCCAGACAACACUAGACCAGGUGUUCGUCAACUUUGCCAAGCAACAAACAGGAGAAGACGAGGACGUUACGUUACAACGACGAACUGCAGGAGGGCGAAAAGUCAUCAAGAUCUCACCAGUGAAGAGGAAAACAUGAAAAUGUAAAACUGCACAUGU